This is a messenger RNA of Halichondria panicea, 997 nucleotides long. Its product is annotated as sperm-associated antigen 7 homolog. The transcript has 7 exons. The coding region runs from base 169 to 906 and encodes 245 amino acids. The record is from RefSeq and is a predicted model, not a curated record. Lineage: Eukaryota; Metazoa; Porifera; Demospongiae; Suberitida; Halichondriidae. Gene Ontology annotation, molecular function: nucleic acid binding.
GGGAGUACACAAAUAAACAACCUAACCAACCCCACAUGCUUGUACUCUAGUGAUUUAGCUGCAGGUUACUGUAUAUUUAUAGAGGCUCCCUAGCGCUAGCGCUGUACUAGCUGUAGCAGCUCUCUAUAACCUUAAUCAGGGAGGACACCAGUCAGUAUCUUAGGUGUCAUGGAUUUGCUGGGAUCGAUACUGGGCUCAAUGGAGAAGCCUCCCUCUGCUAGUGAGAAGGAGCGGAAGAUAGCGAAAGCAUUUAAGGAAAAGAAAGAGAUGGCUGAAAGGAAAUCACACAAGGAAAGAGAGAAGUAUAAACUAGAAGUGACUUCUAAAGUUGAGAAAUUCAUGGCCGAUCAAAAAGCAACUCGUCUAAAGCUGCCUCCAGCUAGCAAAAAUAACAGAUCUCUAGCACAUGAGAUCGCAGAAGCAGGUGGCUUGAUCGCACAUUCAUUUGGUACAGAAGAAAUUGAUAGGUAUUUAAUGUUUUUCAAGAAGGAGAACCCACCUUCUGAGGAGGAGUUCCGAGCACUACGUAAUGGUGAGGAGUAUGAUCCUUCAAAGGAGAAGAUGGCCUCAUCCUCCUCAUCUGCUACUGUGAGCAUUGAACCCAGCAGCAAGGCAAAGGAUCGACACGCCUCCACCCCUAGCUACGGGGAAACCCCUCAUUAUCAGGAGAAGUACAAGCAUCUUCUCGGUGGACUAGACUGUACUGAAAAAACUGCAGUCAAAAUGGAGCCCAACAAAGCCUUUGGAUACGUGCCUAGCUCCAAUAAGAAAGACUUGAGGUCGAUUGAACAGACUCUGAAUGAUAUGAAAUCCAGAAAGAGACCGAAAAUGGACACAAUAGAAACUGAUGAUGCUUUAGAACACACUAGUACUAAAAGAACUAAAGAUUCUAGUGAAGAGUUAUGAGUUUGUGAUUUGUGUUAUUUAAUAACCUGUUUAUACACAGUACAAAUUAAUGAACAAUUAUUAGAGGAUAAAAAAACAAUUGCACUGCACA